Molecule: messenger RNA, 204 nt
Organism: Danaus chrysippus (African queen)
Lineage: Eukaryota; Metazoa; Arthropoda; Insecta; Lepidoptera; Nymphalidae
Source: the annotation of a GenBank genome assembly
AUGUGUAACACGGCCCGUUGUUUGAUAGCGGCUCGUCACUCGUCACUCGUCACAAUGACUGUUUUGGCCGGUGUGUUCAAACUUCAAGUGCUCGACACAGGUCCGUGCGCUGGCUCGAGGCGCGCUGUUACCACACGUAAACACGACACCCAACAUUAUUAUAUCGAUGUUUUCACUCCGAGGUUCGGAACACGUGAUGGAUGA